AUGCCUCGCCAGGUCAUCUCCAAGCCGAUCAUGGGUCCGGCUCGCCGCACCCGCGCUCACAGCCAGGCUCUCAUCAACAGUGCCGGUGCUACCGCUGCCGUCAGCAAGAUGACUGGCACUGCUGUGCCCAACCUCAAGGGAUCGAACACCUCGACCACCGAGCCCCAGAUUGAGAAGGUCAAGAAGGUCCUGAAGGCCAAGCAGGUCGCGAAGGGCAAAAAGGUCCAGAAGCCGAAGCCUCGCUUCGACACUUUCCACCCGUUCCCCCGUCUCCCUAAUGAGAUCAAGGCAAUGAUCCUUUGCGAGUACAUCGACUUCGAGCCUGCCAUCAUCUACGCUGACUGCAAGGCGAACAAGAACGACCCGGGCCUGAUCGACGUCAACACUGGCAAAGACGGCAGACACUCGAAAUACAAAUGCCUCGCUGAGCUCACCAAGGGCCUUCCCGACUUCAAAGCCUACAUUGAGCGCCAAAUUGGUAUCUCCUUCCAAGACUUGUCCCACAGCCCCGAGGAAGGCGUGCGCAAGGAUAAGGAUCUCAUGGUCCUUAUCUUCAGCGAGAAUGGGGGACGUCACCUGAAUUGGUACAGCGACUCCCAGCGGAAUCUAAAUCGCGAGCUCUUUGUUCCUGGUAUCGAGAACAUUGGCGUCAUGUACGAUUCGAGCCGCCUUUGCGGCAUGAGGCAGGUCUCUGGACGCACUACUCGUCCUUGCUCCAUUCCUUCUCUCAGUAUGAUGAUCAUGAACCUUCGUGACAUCAAGAACUUCUACGUUCUUGUCAAGCUGCGCGGCGGCAGUCAGGCUGAGCAGAGGAAGUGGAUGAAGAAGCGGCUUCGCAUUGCGAAGCGUCCCAACAAGGAUCUCGUAGUCUUCGAGGACAAGCAGAGAACUUGGGUGGAGAUCACUCGGUACACCGCCAGACACCAGGCAAAUGGCUCUCUUCUUAGAGAUGUCGUCAAUUUCCUCAUACUGACUGAGCAUUUCUACCAUUCAACAUGCACCAUGUAUAAUGGAGCCCCCAACGUCCGAUUCCGCAUCCUGGUGGCGUCGCAUUUCCUGAACAAGACCCUGGAAAUUUGA
Messenger RNA from Colletotrichum abscissum, 1080 nucleotides. RefSeq lists its product as uncharacterized. Bases 1 to 1080 code for a protein of 359 amino acids. The record is from RefSeq and is a predicted model, not a curated record. Lineage: Eukaryota; Fungi; Ascomycota; Sordariomycetes; Glomerellales; Glomerellaceae. The transcript has 2 exons.